This is a messenger RNA of Closterium sp. Yama58-4, 1491 nucleotides long. Lineage: Eukaryota; Viridiplantae; Streptophyta; Zygnematophyceae; Desmidiales; Closteriaceae. The record is from the annotation of a GenBank genome assembly.
AUGGUCCCCUUCGCACGUGUCUGCAGCAGCUGCCGCCGCCGAGCCUGCAGCAGCAGCCGCCGCCAACCUUCAGCAGCUGCAGCUGCAGAGCCUACAGCAGCAGCCGCAGCCGGACCUGCAGUAGCAGCCGCCGCCGAGCCAACAGCAGCAGCCACCGUCGGACCUGCAGUGGCAGCCGCCACCAGACCUACAGCAGCGGCCGCCACCGACCCUGCAGCAGCAGCUGCCGCCGACCCUGCAGCAGAUCCCGCCGCCGAACCGGCAGCAGGAGUUGCCGCCGAACCUACAGCAGCGGCCGCCGCCGUCCCUACAGCAGCUGCAGUCGCCGAGCCAGCAGCAGCAGCUGCCGCCGUACCUGCAGCAGCGGCCGCCGCCGACCCUACAGCAGCAGCCGCCGCUCGAGACUACAACAGCAGCCGCCGCCGUCCCUGCAGCAGCGGCCGUUCCCGAGCUUGCAGCAGCUGCCACCGCCGUCACGACUACCUCGGCCCUGCCUUUGACACCUGGCUAGAUGACCUGCACCUCUUCCUACAGCUCACUGCCAAGGAGGACAUUUCACUGUACGAUCACGCCCUAGGCCACGCUUCUGCCCCUGACACUUCUACUGACAGCACUCUGCGCUCCCAGUGGCAGACCCGUGACGCGCACGCUCGCUUCGCUAUUCGCAACUCCCUACCGCUAGAUGAGCGCGAGCACUUCGGCCAGUGCAAGACUGCUAAGGAACUGUACACAGCCGUAGUUGCUCGCUACUCCUCACCUGCGUCUGCCGCACUAGGCCGCCUCUCACUGCCCUACCUGUUCCCUGACCUGGCCUCCUUUCACACUGUUGCUGACCUCAUCACCCACCUCAAGACUAGUGAGGCCCGCUUUCGCGCUGCUAUGCCUGCCGAGUUCCUUGCUAGCAACCCCCCCCCGCUCUGGCUCACUCUCUACCACAUUGUCACCCGCCUCCCUGACUCUCUGCGCACAGUCAGGGACUCCUUUCUAGCUCGCUCCCCUACUGAGCUCACCAUUGCCCUCCUUGAGAAGGACCUACUUGCAGCUGAGGCGAGCAUCGUCGCCGUAGGUGCCUCUCGUGGCGACCCCCGCACCCCCUUCUUUGAGGGGUGUUCCCCUUCCCCUCUCCUCCCCUCUGUCGCCUCUGCUGCUGCUGUCGACCUCCUUGGUGCUGAGAAGGUCGGGACCGCGUCUGCUUCGAGCGGGCGCCGCAGGAGCAAGGGGGGCAAGGGUGGAGGUGGCGGCGGAGGAGGUGGGGGUGGAGGCGGUGGUAGUGGAGGAGCGAUGGGGGAGGCUAGUGGUGGCAAUGGGGGUGGUGACGGCAGCGGCGGGGGCGGUGGCAGGGGUGGGGGCAGCAGCGGGGGCGGAGGUGGUCGUGGCAGCGGCAGGGGAGGGGGUGGUCGAGGAGGUGGCGGCGGCGGUGGUGGUCGUGGAGGCUCUGGCUGGAGGUGGCCAGAGUCAGCAGCACGCCCCGACCCUCCAGGCCGCCCGUGA